Messenger RNA from Schistosoma rodhaini, 3217 nucleotides. Lineage: Eukaryota; Metazoa; Platyhelminthes; Trematoda; Strigeidida; Schistosomatidae. The record is from the annotation of a GenBank genome assembly.
GUUCGCAUUGGACGUCUGAGAUGUAACCUCGAGUGUCAUAGCAGCAUUUGAGUACUAAUUUAAAUAGUGAUGAAUGAUGCGCUUAAGUAUCCCAUAAGUCAAUUGGUCAUUGGAGAAGAAUGGCUUGUAAAAGUAGCUAAUUAUCUGGAAAAUAAAACUGUCAACGACAGGAUAGAAAAGACAAAUAUAUCAUACACAACAUUUUUGCAGAAAAUAAAAAAUGUGAUCGAUAUAUUUGAAGAAAUAGAAUCAGAUUUGAUCCAUACCGAGAAUAAAAUACAUGAAACUCGUAGAACUGUUUAUACGCUUGGAAAUCAGUUUGACAGAUUAGGUCGAUUCUGCCUGAACGAAAUUCCAUUUGUAGUCCAGAAAGAACAUGAUCAAGCUUCUAAUAAUCUAACUGCUUUAAGAUGGAACAUUAAGAAAACUCAAGAAGAAUACAAUAAAGUAUUUACUAGACUGAGAUCGCUAGCUGCAACAAAAAAGAGUAUUGAAAAUGAAAUUUCACAACUGACAGGAUGCACAAGUCUGGUGAAUGAAAAAUCCUUAAUUACAGAGACGGAACUUAAGGGAAUCAUUGAUCGAACAACUGAAGCAUUAGAAACACUCACAAAAGCGAAUACUAAGUUAAACGAAACACAAAUACGUUAUAAUGCUGUGAAACAAAAAUCUGAAGAGAUUCGAAUGAAUUUAGCUAGCGAUGUUCGUAAAGCUGAAGAAAAUCUAACAAAUGCUCAAAAUAAAUUAAAAGAAGCUAUAAAUAUUGAACCAAUCCUUAAACAAGAAAUAAUUAAUAUGAAAAAUAAAAUUGAAUCUAUUAAAUUAAAAAUUCAAACCUUAACAGAAACAUUUAAACAAAAUGAACAAAUAUUUAAUGAAUUAAAACAACAAUUAAUUGAAUUAAAUAAAAAUUUAAAUAAUAAACAAAAUAUAAUAGAAAAUUUAUUAAUAUGGAUUAAAAAAAAUGAAGAAAAUUUAUUAAAUCAAUUUAAUGAUAAAUUAAAUAUGGAAUUAAAUAAAUUAAAUGAAUUAUUGAAUAAAAAAUUAGAAGAAUUUUCUAAUAUUAAAAUGAAUGAAACACAAUUAAAAAUUGAAAAUGAUAAUUAUGAAAAACGAAUCAUAAAUUAUCAAAAUGAAAUAUCUAAAUUUAGAAAAUCUAUUGAAUUACUUGAAUCACGUUUACUUACUGCACAAGAUUUAUUACAAACUUCAAAUACUGAUUAUAAUCGUACACAAUUAAAACAUUCAUCAGUUAAAGAUGAUUUAGAAUUAACUAAAUCUCGUACAAGAACAGAACAAGAUGAAAAACAAAAUAUGUUAAAAUAUUUACAGCACAAAAUAGAUGAGUUUGAAAAUGAAUGGAAUGAAGAAUAUUCUACAAUGUGUAAUAAAGUUCAAACACUAGAUGAGUCUUUACUGAAAUCUAAAACACAAUUCAGUGAAUUAAAAACAAGAUUAGAAGGAAUGAAAAAUGAGAAGAAUUUUCUACAGGAGAAACAAAAUAAACUUAAAUUAUCACUAUUAGCAUUAAUGAAAGUGAAACUACGAGGAACUACGAAAUUAAGUCAGUUGAGAUGCACGGUUGCUGAUCUUACCAAAACAAAUAAAACAUUGGUCUCAGAAGUAGACAUUUUGAAAAGGCAAACUGAACAAAUGAAUCAACUUCAAACUAAACGUGAAUUACAGCUGUCUAACCUAAUGAAAACUCGUGAUUUAGUAUUGAAAAAACUGAAGGAGGAUUUAAAAGAGAAACUCUCGCUUAACUUAACAUUAUCUGAUCAAUAUAUUAAAAUGCAAGAAGAACAAAGUAAAUUGUUAUCAUUAUUCUACUUAGCUGUAACAAAUUCUAUAUUAGAUCAAAAUCAAUUAUUCAAUGCAGAGCAAAAAAAGGUGAGUUUGACGAUGAUGGAAGAUAUAAUUAUUAUUAUAAAUAUAAUAAUCAUGUUAAUAAUUAAACCUCGUAUUGAAAGUUUAUGUAUUAAGCAAUGGAACAAAUUUAUUAUGUUGCAGUGAAACCGACUUAUUUUGCUUGGUGGUUUUGUGAAGAAAGAAGCUGGGUGUUCAAUUUGUACUGAAAAAUACGUCAUACUGUUAUCCUUCGAAAAUUAUUAUAUUAAAUUCAAAAUCACUUUUUAUUACAGAAUUUACAGAAAUGUAUGGUUAUACAAGCAAUCAUAAGAUGAUAUAAUGUAGAUUACUUACCAGUUAUGAUUGAGAUAGCUGAAUCCAGUCUAAAAUCAACAAUACGGCUAUAUUGUAAGAACAUGGUUUAAAUAACCUUGUGAUGAAACAACAACGGACUUUCAUACCACAGAGUAUUAAGUUGUUUAUUCGUAUUCCUAGAGCCGGUUUCACCAAUUCAGAGUGAAAGUUCGGGUGAAGAUAAACUUCAGUCUUGUUCGCAAUUUCGAACUUGAACCUGACAACCGACCAAAAUGGAGCGAAAACUAUUAUUUAUAAUAUUUUAAUUCAUGUUGGAGGACAUGUUUAGUUCUCUGUCGUUUUUUGCUGGCUUACAUGAUAAAUGUAAAGCUCCUAACGACGAAAAUAGCAGCUCAUUCGGUCAUUAUGGAAGAAAAAUUGCAAUAUGGCAAUAAUCAUUACCUCCAAUUAAUUCUGUAAUUGAAAUCAUUCCAAAAUAUCUACAGCUGAGUGACAAUAUGGACGAAAACACAACCGUAUUUACUGACUAAGAUACAUCUAGAUGACUUGAUAAUGUCGAGUUUAUCCUGACCUGAGCUUAUAUAUUCAUAUUUAUUAUGCUCUUCAAUUAAACUGUUUGGUUGUGUUAUUUUAGUCUGUAAUAAUUUGUUCAUAUUUUCAUACAUAUGUAUCUUCUCGCUUGUACAGAUGAGUAUAAGUAGUUGACAUCCUACGCAUUUAUUGCUUAUACUCGCUCAAAUGUUAAUUACUUAUUGCUUGAUGACUCGCUUGUAUAACGUUGAUUACAUAUUUGGUUAAAUGAUAUUCACUAAUUUAUCUUACACAUUGUGUGCUUACUGGUUGUUUAACUAAAGAUGUGCCAAAAUUGAGCUGUUGAGACAGUUUCGUUUGGCCAUUUGAAAACUUUAUUAUGGUAUUAACGACAGUCAGGUUGAUUAAUAUAAGAAUUCAAGGGAUAGUGUUGUAGAUAAUUUCCAGCAAGCUGAAGAUUAUAGUAUACUAGCUAGUCGUUAUUACUCCGAAUAACAUGUACUAUAGUUCUUUCAGAUAUCGU